Molecule: messenger RNA, 1781 nt
Organism: Aspergillus brunneoviolaceus CBS 621.78
Lineage: Eukaryota; Fungi; Ascomycota; Eurotiomycetes; Eurotiales; Aspergillaceae
Product: U4/U6-U5 snRNP complex subunit PRP31
Exons: 1
Coding region: 17-1621 (534 amino acids)
Biological process (GO): spliceosomal tri-snRNP complex assembly; mRNA splicing, via spliceosome
Cellular component (GO): precatalytic spliceosome; U4 snRNP; U4/U6 x U5 tri-snRNP complex
Source: RefSeq, a predicted model, not a curated record
CACAGCAGGUUUCAUCAUGUCGAACGUCGAGGACCUUCUUCGAGACUUUGAGGACGACGACGAGGAUCUCCAGGUCGGAGAUGGCCUGGAUGACGGAAAUGGCGAUGACGAUGACAACAUGGUGGUGGACGAGGAGCAGCUCGCUCAGCCAGCGGCGCCCGAGAUCACCAACGAGUUCGACGUCGCGCUGUCGACCCAAGACGAACUGACCCGCCUACACAAGGUCCUGCGCGAUCACUACUCGAUCCGAUUCCCCGAGCUCGAGACGCUCGUCACGACGCCGCUUGACUACGCCAAGACGGUGGCGAUUCUCCAGAACGGCCCGCUCAACGACAUCAAAGCGCUGUCGACUUCCGCCGAUAACAUGGUCGGCGUGCCGCUGCGGUCCGUCCUGGACGGCCCGUCCUUGAUGGUCGUGGCGGUGGAGGGCACGACGACGCGAGGCCGGGAGAUGACCGAGUCGGAGCUGAAGGCGGUGCUGGAUACGUGCGAGCGGAUCUUGAAGCUCGACCGGGAGCGCACCGCGCUGACGGAGAGCAUCCAGUCGCGCAUGAGCCAGAUCGCGCCCAACCUGGCGGCGCUGAUCGGCCCGGAGACGGCGGCGCAGUUCCUCAACCAGACGGGUGGUCUACGCGAGCUGGCCAAGAUCCCCGCCUGCAACCUCGGGGCGCAGGGCUCGAAGAGAAAGGAAGGAUUGGGAUUUGCUACGAAUCACGGCAUCCGGGCCCAGGGCUUCCUCUACAAUUCACCCAUCAUCUCAGAGAUCCCGAACGACCUCAAGCGGCAGGCGAUCCGCAUCGUGUCGGCCAAGAUGGUGCUCGCCACGCGCGCCGACGUCUCGAACUACAGCCCCGACGGCUCCCUCGGCGAGGAGCUCAAGCAGCAGUGCUUCCAGCGGUUGGAGAAGCUGACGGAGCCCGCGCCCAACUCGGGAGCCAAGGCGCUUCCCGCGCCAGACGACAAGCCCUCCCGCAAGCGCGGCGGUCGACGGGCCCGCAAGGCGAAGGAGGCCGUCGCGAUGACGGAGCUCCGCAAAGCGCAGAACCGGGUUGCCUUCGGCAAGGAAGAAGCAGAGGUGGGGUAUGGCACGGGAGAAGGAACGGUCGGACUGGGAAUGCUUGGCCAGCAGAACGACGGCCGCAUCCGCGCCACGCAGAUCGAUCAGAGGACCCGGGCCAAGCUCAGCAAAAACAACAAGGGAUGGGGCACGGCGACUCCCGUCAGCGGUACCUCGACCUCUCUACGUGCCUUUGGUGGAGGACCCGGCACCAGCGGCACUGCCAGUGUCCUCCAGGCCAGGGGUCUCCGGGCUUCUGGUAUCGGUACCUCCUUGGGUGGAUCCGCCGGCACGGCCAGUACCAUCGCUUUCACGCCGGUGCAAGGAUUGGAGCUGGUUGAUCCCAAGGUGCAGGCCGAGUUGAACCGCAAGCGCAAGGCGGAGGAAGACCGGUGGUUCAAGUCCGGAACCUUCACUCAGGUUGGCGGGCAGCAGACUCCUGGCAACCCCUCUUCAUCACAAGGCCAGAACGGAGGGUUCAAGGUCCCGGCCAUGCCUCCGAAGAAGAAGAUCGACACCGGCGACGGCAAGAUGGCGCCGCCUCCACCGCCGCUGAAGCGGUAGAACCUUUUCCGCGACAUUGCUUUGGCUUUUUCCUUUAUUUGCUUAUUUGUGAUCACGAGCAUUUUACCGGCGUUUCAAAAGACUAGGCAGCCCUGCAUGAUACCAAUCGAAGAAAUUCUGUAUGAUAAAGUCCCAUAAAGAAAAAGAAACAAGACUUGGC